Molecule: messenger RNA, 3769 nt
Organism: Lacerta agilis (Sand lizard)
Lineage: Eukaryota; Metazoa; Chordata; Lepidosauria; Squamata; Lacertidae
Gene: LIMA1
Product: LIM domain and actin binding 1
Exons: 11
Coding region: 4-2439 (811 amino acids)
Biological process (GO): actin filament bundle assembly
Cellular component (GO): actin cytoskeleton; plasma membrane
Molecular function (GO): actin filament binding
Source: RefSeq, a predicted model, not a curated record
UGCAUGUUUCUACAGAUGCACAAAAAGGCAAAACAUUCCCUGGUGCUUUUGCAGCUCCGUAAGCUUCUUACUCGGUUGUUGUGGAGGGCAGUUUUCGUCGUUAAGUUACUGCUGCAUUUCAAGAUGGAGCCAUCUCCCUUUAACAGAAGGCAAUGGACUUCGCAUUCUCUGAGGAUCACUGCCAAGGAGUUGUCUUUUGUCAACAAGAACAAGUCAUCGGCUCUCAUGGAGAGGUUCUCCAAGUACCAGAAAGCAGCCGAGGAAGCAACUGCGGAGAAAAAAAGAAGUAACACGGAAAACCUACCCCCUCAUUUCAAAAGGGGGACCCUCAGCGUCCUGAAGAAAAAGUGGGAGAACCCGCCGCCGCUGGGGACGGAGGCUCGGAAGGAGGCUCUCCGAAGCAGCUUUGCUGAGGUUAGGCAGAAGUCUCUCAGCCCCGGUGGUGGAAUUGAAGGCAGCGCCGCUUCCCUAGCCGAAACUGACAAAGGCCCGGGGAUUGGUCCCGGCUUGCGGCUCCGUUCCUCUUCCGGAGUGAUUGGCCGGUUCAGAUAUCCCAGUGUUGACAGCGAGGAGGCGAAAGCCCAUUCGCCCGAGAGUGGGAAAAUGGAAAAUUGCCUUAGAGAAUCCAGGCAAGAAGUAGGAAAGCCUGAGGCCAAUGAAAACCCAGAUUCUUCAGGGAAAAUAGAGAAAUGUAGCGUUCCUCUGAGCAGGCUAAAGAUGAUGUUUGAGAGGGGGGAUGCGAGCCAGACAAAGCAGGUUUUUCGUGACCAAGGCAGGGCUGCUGGUGGUAGGAGAAUCUCGGAGAACAGCUUUUCCUCGGAAGACCUUGACUUCAGUUCCGGAGAAAGAAGCCACAAUGUCUCAGGUCAUCCGCUGUGCACCUCUCCGACAUCGAGCCUGGAGAAAGCAGAGAGCAGGAAGAAUCAGGAGAUGCCUCGCUUGUCGGAAACAUCCAUCAAGGAUAGGCUUGCUAAGUACCAGGCAGCUGUCUCCAAGCAGGGCAGCUCUGGUGGUCUUGUGAGUGAGACUCAAGCCAUCGAAAGCGACGAUAAGAGCUACAGUUGUGAACAGAAGGAGAACUUGCCACCGUCCUCAGAAGAUGCGUUUCCCCAGCUGGAUGGGGAGAAGAUUUCCAUAGUAGAUGGUCUGAAUUCCAGUCUCUGCGAAGAUGGCACUCCUGGGUUCAAGUUCCAGAAAGAAACUGAAGCCCCGAGGUCUGUCUAUGCCAAACAACAAAGUCCCGAUUCUAGAGGAUCUAGCCAGACGGACACCUCUCCCCCAAAAGCUGUGAAGAAGUUCCAGUUGCCGGCUAAGGAAAGUUGUGUUGCGUGUAAGAAGACUGUCUACCCAAUGGAGCGUCUCUUUGCCAACCAGCAAGUAUACCAUAUCAGCUGUUUCCGUUGUUCUUACUGCAACAGCAAACUCACCAUUGGAACAUAUGCAUCUCUGCAUGGGAACGUUUACUGCAAGCCUCAUUUUAACCAGCUCUUCAAGGCCAAAGGCAACUACGACGAAGGCUUUGGGCAUAAGCCACACAAGGAACUGUGGGCAAGCAAAACGGAGUGCGAAGAAUCCCCGGAGAAACCUGCCUGCGUUGGAAACGCUGAGGAAGGCCCCCAAAGUCCCGGCGUGGAAGAUGCCCCGAUUGCGAAAGUUGGGAUUCUGGCAGCUACCAUGGAAGCCAAAGCCGCUGGUUUGCUUGAGAAGGAAGAGAGGCCAGCGGAAACCAAGAAGCUGAAGAUUGCCUGGCCGCCGCCUCCUGAACAAGGCAGCCAAGGAAGCGUUUUGGAAGAAGGCAUCAAGGUGCUGAAGCCAAAGUGGCCCCCGGAAGAUGAAAUAAUCGCUAGGCCGGAUCAUCAGGAAGAUGUGGACCAAGACCUUAAAAAGCUGCGACGGUCGUCAUCGCUAAAAGAAAGGAGCCGGCCGUUUACAGUCGCUGCCUCAUUUAGAACCAUAUCCGUAAAGAGCAAUAGGACUGAAAACGCGCCUCCUCCCAAGGCUGAAAGGAGCACGGUCAGGCAAACUGAGGAACCGGCGCCGGAAUUGGCAGUGGAAAGCAAGCCAGAGAGAAAGAGCAACGCAGCUGAUCCACACCUGGGUGAGGGGGAUAAAGAGCUGGAUGAGGGGAAAGGAGAAGAAGCAAGUGGCGAAGAGAUCUUGGUUGAAAAUGGCCAGAGGAGUGGCGACACGGAUGAGGAAGAAGAAGAAGAAGAAAAUGCUGCAGGAGAGCUAGCCUCGCUGGAGAAGGAAGCACCAUUCCAUAUGUCCCCUAAGCAUUCUGUCUUGAAUUCAACCGCUGUGAAAGAAUUAUCCGCUAGCCCAAAUCGCAAAUCCCAAGACGUUGGGUUUUUUGAAGGUGAAGACCUUGAAGAAUUGACUGUGGAAGAGCAGAUCAAGCGGAACAGAUACUACGGCGAAGAGGAAGAAGACGAGGAAUAAAUUGGACUCUCUUUCACUAAAGAACUUAACUGCAGGGUGCUGGGCCUUAAAAUUGGUGUGUUUAGUGUUUGGGGUUUUUGGUUUCUUCCUAGAGCGGCUUCCCAUGGUGAAAGAGAUACUGUGCUGCAGGCUGAUGCAAAAGGGAACCAUAAAGACUUGCUUAUAGGAAAGCUUGUUGGGAACCUGUGAGAAUUUUAACCAAAUUUGUGAAAAUGGAUAGUAUGCAUAAAAUCGUUAUGUGGGGAAAGCUGCUGCCUCAAUUGAGCAAAAAACAUAAACAAAAACCCUGUACAUUUCGGAAUUCUGCUCUGUAACCUGGUCAGCUUAAAUGCCAUCUUUAUUCUCUUCUGCUUCUGGUAGUUUUCGGCCAUUUUUUUUGCAGGAUGUCACUAUAUUCCCCAAAGGUGAGCUUGAAGGAGAAUGGGGCUUUCUGAGAAUACAGGACUAUUACCACUUAACAAUGUUACUGCAGUGCUUAGGGACCAGUUUUGAAGGGCACUUGGGGAACCGUUUAAAUGGCAAUGACUGCACUUUAAUAAUGUAUGUGUAAAGGCACAAUAGAUACAUUUUUAAAUAGUGAAAACACUGUCUCUUCUAGAUAGGUGUCCAAUAAUGACAGUAUCUGAAAUAAAAGUCAGCAGCAUGGUUUUAGGGGGAGGCUGUGUUUACUUGGCAGCCAUCAGGAGAGAACCGUCUUUGCAUUAUGCUCUUUUUGUAUAUGACUUGUUGUGCAUUAGGGUCCAGGUGAAUCUCGAAUCAGCUGGCUGGCCAGUGAAAAAGAGGAUCUGUCUCAUACCUGGGCUUAGAAGCACAGCAUUUUAAUCUACUGGAGCAAUGCUAAGGGAAGGAUUGUGUAGAGGGCAAAGCUACUGUCUGCAGGGCAUUGCUACUUUCAUUCCAUGUUUGUCUUUCCGAAUAAUGUUUUCUACUUGAAACUUUGCUUCUCCUUUUUUCCCCGAAAACUGUGUACGCUUUAAGCAAUUCUACGUGUACCCAAACUGCCAGAUGGAAGAGUCCACCCGAAAGAUGCUGCACGCAGAAAUCUCCGCGAUGACAAAAUAGAUGAAACAGUGGGAAUUUCUUGGGACUGAUUCCUAGCAUUGUGCUUUUAGUGCUUUUCGACUUGACUGCAUGGUAUUUUAUAAAUCAUAGUAUUUUGAGAUGGGGGUUAAAAGGGUUUUACCUAAAUAGUUUUUAAUCUUUUUGUAAUGUAUUCACUGAGAUUAGCUCUAACUAUAUUUUAGAGUUGUAAAAUAUUCUGCUUUCUUACCAGUCUUGCUAAGUAUGAAACAUUUUUAUUCAAUAAAGGCUCUGGUCAUUUUUAUUGUUG